AAAGCGUUCAGACAAAAUCACCUCUCACAUAUCAGAUCUAGCUCUUCUUCCUCCUCAGCUCCCGUUCCAUCCUGAGCAUAGCAAGGCAAGCUAGUAGAUCCGAGAUCAGGGCGCAGCGAUGUCGGACGUGACGGCGGUGAUGGAUCUGGGGGUGGAGGAGCCGCAGCUGUCUCUUCCACCGGGGUUCCGGUUCCACCCCACCGACGAGGAGGUGGUCACCGACUACCUCACCCGCAAGGUCCUCCACGAAUCCUUCUCCUGCCAAGCGAUCACCGACGUCGACCUCAACAAGAACGAGCCGUGGGACCUCCCUGGCCUGGCGAAGAUGGGGGAGAAGGACUGGUUCUUCUUCGUGCACAAGGGCCGGAAGUACCCGACGGGGACGCGCACCAACCGGGCCACGGAGCGCGGCUACUGGAAGGCGACGGGGAAGGACAAGGAGAUCUAUCGCGGCAAGGUCCUUGUCGGCAUGAAGAAGACGCUCGUCUUCUACACCGGCCGCGCCCCCAGCGGCGGGAAGACGCCGUGGGUGAUGCACGAGUACCGCCUCGAGGGCCAGCUGCCCCAUCGCCUUCCCCCCACCGCCAAGGACGAUUGGGCUGUUUGCCGGGUGUUUAACAAAGACAUGGCGGCGGCGAAGAAUGCGCCGGCCCAGAUGGCGCCGGUGGCCAACGGGGCCAUGGAAGACCCGCUCGCGUUCCUCGAUGUCGAUGGCUUCGUCAACUAUGAUGAAUUGCUCAACAACGCCGGCCUGCUCGACGACGCCGACCUACCGAUGCUCAUGGACUCUCCGUCUGCGUCUGGCGCCGACGACUUCGCCGGCGCUUCCAGCUCCACCACCAGCACCGCCCUGCCGUUCGACCUGGACACGGAGCAUCUGACCAUCAAGACGGAGCCGCCGGUGCCGCAGCAGCAGAUGCAGAGCCCCAACUACUUCUUCAUGCCGGCGACGACGGCCAACGGCAACCACGGCGGCGCCGGGUACUCACCCUACCAGGGAGCCAUGGGCGUUGACCAGCAGACCGCGAUCCGCAGGCACUGCAAGCCGGAGGUGGCGUCUUCGUCGGCGCUGCUGAGCCCUUCGCUCGGCUUCUUCGACACGUGCGCGCUCGCCGGUGCCGCGGACACAUCAUUCCCGAUGAUGCCGUCGUCGCGGUCAUACGUCGAUCUGGAGGAGCUGUGCCGGGGUGAGCCACCCAUGGACUUCUCCAACAUGUGGUAGAUCUGAAAUCCAUCCAUCCAUCCGAUGGACAGGAUCGUCUCCGGCCGUUUGCUUGGCGGUAGCCAUAGAUGGUUAAUCAAUUUGGUUGGUGCUAGCUCGUGGAUUGAUUAGUUUGCUUCAUUAACUUGGAUUAAGGAUUGGGUUAAUUAGGCGGCGACGAUUCGAGGAGGAGGAUCGUCGUGUGUGUGUUGUUGAUGCGUGCAAGGCAUAAUGAUGGCCUGUGAGCGAGAGGGAGUGCUGAUUAAUCUUGAUUAGGGUGUGAUAUCAAAAUGCUACUAGAAAGCAUCUGUAGUUUGUACAUAGUUACCUGAUUGCUGGAAAAUACAAAGGAGAACCUGAUACCCGUGCACUCUA
Molecule: messenger RNA, 1576 nt
Organism: Hordeum vulgare subsp. vulgare (domesticated barley)
Lineage: Eukaryota; Viridiplantae; Streptophyta; Magnoliopsida; Poales; Poaceae
Product: NAC domain-containing protein 92-like
Exons: 3
Coding region: 119-1222 (367 amino acids)
Biological process (GO): regulation of DNA-templated transcription
Molecular function (GO): DNA binding
Source: RefSeq, a predicted model, not a curated record